Molecule: messenger RNA, 2184 nt
Organism: Knipowitschia caucasica
Lineage: Eukaryota; Metazoa; Chordata; Actinopteri; Gobiiformes; Gobiidae
Source: the annotation of a GenBank genome assembly
AUGCCAUCUCCUUCUGAGUCCAGUAGUGUGGCUUCAGGCUCCAGAGGGUGGUCCGACAGCCGCAGGGGCAUGUCGGCUCGGGGCAGUGCUCGUCUGCUGCUGUACCUGGGACUGUGCCAUCUUGGCCUGGGGGCCAUGGUGUUGGCCUUCUCGUUCACCAGCAUGGCCUUCACCUCCUCGGCCCGAGUCAGACAGUCCUGUCCUUUCUGGGCUGGCUUCUUUGUGGUUGCAUCAGGAAUUGUUGGGAUUAUCUCCUGGAGGAGACCACUGACUUUAGUGGUGUCUCUGUUCAUGCUUCUAUCUGCGGUGUGUGUGAUCCUGAGUUUGGCCGGAUCCAUGCUCUCAUGUCAGAACGCACAGAUGGUCAAGUCCAUGCUUACCUGCCAGGUGGAGAAUGGCCUGUGUGUCUGCUGUGCUCCCACUCACUCCUGCUCCGUCACAGAGGACGAGACACUAGUGCUGUAUCUAAAUGCAGACUGCCACUCUGUGCGACAUCAGCUCAAAGACCUCUUAUUCAGCGCGUGUGGCCUCAGCAUCUUGUCCACAGUCAUCUGCACGUUGUCCACUGUGACCUGCAGCAUCCACAUAUUCUCCUUGGACCUCGUGCAUCUACUGGCUCCACACCGCACUCGUUCUGUCAACCCAGAGUGCACCACUCCACAGGACGCUUUCCUCACCAACAUCAUGGACUUUGAGGAGUUUGUGGCUCCUAUCCCCCCUCCACCGUACUACCCUCCAGAAUACACCUGCAGCUCGGAGACUGACGCACAAAGCAUCACUUAUAAUGGAUCCAUGGAGAGUCCGGUUCCGCUGUACCCCACUGACUGCCCUCCUCCUUAUGAAGCAGUGAUGGGUCAGAGAGCUGCCAGUCAGGGAACGAUGUAUGAUGCGAACGGGGCUGACGUGUCUGGGGAGAGGCCAACAUCCACAGCCUUCAGCGGUGAAGUGUCUAUGGACAAUGGAUCCCUGCUUAUGUCUGAGAUUGUGGACAUCCCAGAUGACUCUUCCCCUUCAGAGGACUCUUGUCUCAUGGAGGUGAGCUUGAGGGUCCAGGGGGAGCGGCGGGGGGUGAGGAGCACCAGCGAAGGGGGGGACACGGGAGAGGGCAGCACCUACAUCAGCUUCCGUGGCCCCCCGUCCCAAACACCAGAGAGUCCCCUGGCCGGAGGCCCUCGAGCGCGAAGGUUCCUGAGGUCAGAGAGGUCCAACUCCUGCUCCUCGCCCAGCACAGCCACCAUCUCAUACAGGUCGCCAGUGUUGCAUCGCCAGGCCCUGUUAACCAGUAGCUGUUCCCAGUUGGAGGCUAUGGGUGCCUCCAUUGGCCCCCUGCAGACUUCAGUUCCAAAGAUCCAGGUCCUACCCUCAUCCCCAUCUACCCAGGGAGCGGGACAGACCCCAGGCAGACCAGGCACCAAACAGAGCAGCCAGGGGUCCGUACUUCAGAACCUGCCCCUGUAUCUGCGUCGGAGAGCGGGGAAAGGCAGCGUGGAGGACGGGCAGAUUUCAGGAAGUGAGGGUCUCCCUGGUUUGGUGAGGUCUCACAGUGAACCUGGCAUCGCCUCUUCCAACGAUACAGUUGAUUUUGGAUCUGGAAGCAGUAAGGAGGCGUUUCUUACAUCAACUGACACAGCUCCUGGAUCCGAAGCUUGUCUGCUGCCCCGUCCCUCGCUGCCGCCCGCCACGGCUUUACCUCAAAAAGGCAACGGUAAAACUGUGUCCACUGGAGGUCCGGUCCCGGCAAAACCAUCGCCCACCUCCCCACGGCGCCUCCCCAAGGACUGCCACCGCUCACUAGGAGAUCUCAAGGUGACUCGAGUUCUGAUGGCCCGCUUCCUUCAGCGUUCUAAACGUAACUUAGCCCCUUCCACUGAUCAUGCGGUGACAAACGCACAAGGGCCAAAGAGGAGGGGAGGAUCUGACGGCACUGGCCCCACCAUGGGCCCUCCAGAGCAGGUGUUGAGAGCCCCCUGGAACACCACUCGAGCUCACCCCAACCAGCGUCACCGCGGCCACCACCACUCACACAGCGACAGCCGACACAACCGCGCCUACGGAAGCCACGCCCCCGAGGGGAUUCACCUGCGCAGCUGCGGAGAUCUGAGCUCCUCCUCCUUUGCAUCACUACGGCGACUGGUGACGCCUCACGGGUCGUCAGGAGCGCUGUACUCCGAGUCGGCUCUGUGA